Aphis gossypii (cotton aphid) is the source of this 3464-nucleotide messenger RNA. RefSeq names its product piwi-like protein Ago3. Gene Ontology annotation, molecular function: piRNA binding; protein binding. Gene Ontology annotation, cellular component: P granule. The coding region runs from base 389 to 3181 and encodes 930 amino acids. Lineage: Eukaryota; Metazoa; Arthropoda; Insecta; Hemiptera; Aphididae. The transcript has 18 exons. Gene Ontology annotation, biological process: regulatory ncRNA-mediated gene silencing. The record is from RefSeq and is a predicted model, not a curated record.
UGCACGAAUUUUGCCCGCUGGGAUAUAUUGUAUAUUUGUAUGGACGAUUUACCGUGAUUAGUGUGAGUGUGCGACCAGUGUGAUUAGUGUAAAGCUGUCGUUGUGUAUUCCCAUUUCCCGGUUCCAUUUUGUUAUCGGCUCGUUCCGUGCCCUUUGUCACGUCUCGCUGUCAUCUUGGUUUUUUCUUUGUUUUCCGUGUACGACUACUUACAUUCGAUUUUGCUUGCGACAUUUUUUAACGCCAACGCUGUUUCCGUAGUUCAGCCCCAGUGUAGGGUACGUGACCGUCAUCGUGUGGGUUACGCACACUUGAACACGAGCACGCCGUUCCGUACCCGCUUCCGAAUUCGCUCGUCUUUCAUUGCCAGUGAAUACUCAUACGUGUGAGAUGGCAGGAAGAGGUUUCUUAAAGAGCCGUUUGGCUCAGGUUACUUCUAAGGUACCUGAAGAAUCACCUAAACCCGUGGAACCACCUAAACCUGUGGAACCACCUAAACCUGUGGAAUCACCUAAACCCGUGGAACCACCUAAACCAGAAGAAUCUCUAAAACCAUCAGCUCAAUCAUUACCAUAUACUGAUGUGCCAAAAAUUCCGAUUCCUGCUAUAAGUACUCAAACUCUAGUUGCUGGUAAUCAACAAGUUGUUCGUGGAAGAAGGGCCAUGUUAGCUAAUAUUGCCCAAGGAACUGGUUCUCAAAGACUGUGUGAAAACUUAACAUCAACAUUCUCAAAAAUCGAUCUUGUGUGUCCAACUAUUACUCCAGUAUCUAAAAACAUUGAGGCACCUAAAUUACUUACACCUCCGAAAUAUCCAGAACCACAAAUUAUAGAGGAAAUUCCAGCAGUAAAAGAAGAAAAAUCUCCAGUAAUAUGUAGAGUCUUAAAAAAGUCCGAUAAAGAUUCUUUCCACAUGACUCAAUUAUCAUCAAAUUACAUAAGAAUUAAGUUGGAAGAGGACAAAGGAAUAUACGAAUAUAGAGUCGAUUUUCAUCCUCCAGUUGAUGCUAAAUCUGCUAGGUUUUUUUUGGUUAAUCAACAUAAAGAUACAUUUCCUGUUAAAACAUUUGAUGGGACAUUGCUUUAUAUCCCAAAAAUGUUACCAGAAAAGGUAACAAAAUUAGUUGGAAAAUUAAAAGAUGAGUCUGAAGUGACUAUGACAAUAACAUUUAAGCGUAAAAAUUCUUUGCGUGAAUGUAUACAUUUUUAUAAUGUUUUCUUACGUACAAUAAUGAAGAUUCUAGGCCUAAUAGAAUUUGGUAGAAGUUGUUAUGAUCAAAAUAAAAGGAUACUCAUUCCUGAAUUUAAACUUGAAGUUUGGCCAGGCUACAUAACUACUAUUGACGAAUUUGAAAAUGGUCUUUAUAUGUGUUGUGAAGUUUCACACAGGAUUUUACGGGUACAGACAGUUCUUCAAAUAAUGAUGGAAGUAAUGGAUAAUUCGAAAAAAAAUAAUGCAGAUAGUAAGCAAGAAAUAAUGGCUGCAUUGUGUGGCUCUACUGUAAUUACUCAUUAUAAUCGUAAGACGUACAGAGUUGAUGAUGUAGAUUUUUCAAUGAAUCCUUUAUCAACUUUUGACCAAAAUGGCAAUCAAGUAUCAUAUAGAGAUUAUUAUAAAAAGAUGUAUGACAUUGAAAUUAAAAAUCUUAAUCAGCCUAUGAUCAUAACAAAAGCAAAAAAAAAAGAUGUGAAUAAAAGAAAUGCAACAGAGGAUUCAGAUAUUUGUUGUUUAGUUCCUGAACUUUGUAAUUUAACUGGUCUUACUGAAGCGAUGAAAUCCGAUUUUAAACUAAUGAAAGCUCUUCAAAAUCACACUUUGGUUACACCUGAAGUUCGACAAAAUGCUAUAAUUGAUUUUGUUAAUCGCAUAAAUGCUCAUGAAGUUGCAAGCAAAAAACUUAUUGAUUGGGGUCUUAUAAUGCGUCCAAUUCCAGUGAGAAUGGAAGGACCUGUUUAUAAAAAAGAAACUAUAUUACUAGGGAAUAACAUUAGAAAACAAGUUGGAAUGAAUAUGGACUGGGGUAUGGAUGUAGCAAAAAAUGCAAUGUUUGUCGCUGUAAAUAUGUUUAAUUGGGUCAUUAUGUAUAAUCCAAGAGACGAACAAACAGCUAAAUCAUUUUGCAAACAAUUGUCUAUGUGCAGCCGUGCUCUUGGUAUGGAAAUUAAUUCACCAAAGCCUAUCAAAGUUCCAGGCCCAAAUCCAGAGGUUUACGUUAGUACAAUAAACAACACAGUAAAGAAUAAUCCAGAUUUACAAUUAGUUGUUAUUAUCUUUCCGAAUCAAAGAGAAGAUCGUUAUAAUGCUGUUAAACGGAUUUGUUGUUCAGAAAUUGGAAUUCCAUCUCAAGUAAUAGUCUCAAGGACAAUAUCCAAGCCAGAAAAAUUACAAUCAAUUACACAAAAAAUUGCUUUACAAAUAAAUUGUAAAUUAGGAGGUGCUUGUUGGGCUAUCGAUAUCCCAUUGAAAAAUACUAUGAUAGUAGGAAUUGAUGUAUAUCACGAAAAAGGUAAACAAAUGAGUAGUGUGGUUGGUUUUGUAGCUUCUAUGGAUAAGACGUUUACUGAAUGGUAUUCAGUUGCUGCAAUGCAAAGAAGUACUCAUCAAGAACUUAUGAAAUCUGUCCAAGAUGCAUUUCAUAAAGUUGUUAGCCAGUUUAAAGCAAAAAAUGGGUUAUUACCUGAAAAAAUAAUUAUAUUUAGAGAUGGUGUAUCCGAUGGGGAUUUAAAACAAGUAGAAGACGUCGAACUGGCAGAUUUGAUUGAAUCUUUCAAAAGUUACCCAGGAAGUUAUAAUCCUAUGGUUACUUUAAUAAUAGUUCAAAAAAGGAUUAACACACGUGUUUUUCAGUAUAUGAAUGAUAAGUAUUCAAAUCCAAGUUCUGGAACUGUGAUUGACAAUACUGUAACGAGAAGAAAUUAUUUUGAUUUUUUUUUGGUUUCUCAACAUGUGCGUCAGGGUACAGUUAAUCCUACUCAUUACAUUGUUUUAAAAAAUGGAUGUAAUUUAAGCGUUGAAAAUGUUCAAAGAUUAUCUUAUAAGUUGUGUCACUUGUAUUACAAUUGGUGUGGUACAGUAAAAGUUCCUGCUCCUGUUCAAUAUGCACAUAAAUUGGCAUAUCUUAUUGGACAAAAUGUUAGAAAAAUGCCAAGUGAUCGUUUAUGCAACUCUUUGUUUUUCCUUUAAGGCCCUUAUGUAUAACUUGUAUGACCAGGGAGGUCUUUUCAGUUUACUUUUAUAUGUAUAAUAUUAAAUGUUUUUGAUUUAAAAGACAAUUACUGAAGUGUUAAGACAAUUAUAAUUUUUUUUUUUUUUCAUUUAAAAAAUUUUCUGUGGUAAUUUUCACCUUUUUUUGUGAUUGUAAACAUAUAUUCAUAUGUUUAAAAAUAACUUGUAUUAAAUACUUUUGAUCCAAAUGUUAUGUACUUUAUUUAAGAAGUAAAUCUUUUUUUUUUUUAUUAAAACAAAA